AUGAUAAAAGAAUUUCACUUAAAAAGGGAUCCAAUCGCCAGAGACAAUUCACGGAUCUCCUAUGGAAAUUGUUUCCACCUUUAUACUUUGUACCGUGACACAGAUGGAAACGUUCGACAGGCACCAGCAAACGGCUGCCAUUGCAGGCCCAAGAUUAAAAAACUAGAAGAGAAACUGAAGGGCACACAAGAGGAGCUGAGACUGCACAUCCUGAACAUGCACGAACAGGUUGAUAGCAGGCUGCGCAAGAUGGACCGCAAGAGCAAACAUCAGGUCUGCUUGUACGACUAAAUACAUACAAAUAGCUCAUACAUGUUGUGACACUGUAUAUGUUACGUUAGGAAAUCACUGUUGUACCAUUCAAGCAGGAUGUAUACUUAGAACUGGGUUUUUUCAGUCUGAGUGAAGAAGCUUU
This is a messenger RNA of Hippocampus comes (tiger tail seahorse), 415 nucleotides long. RefSeq names its product ankyrin repeat domain-containing protein 6-like. The record is from RefSeq and is a predicted model, not a curated record. Lineage: Eukaryota; Metazoa; Chordata; Actinopteri; Syngnathiformes; Syngnathidae. The transcript is spliced from 3 exons. Bases 1 to 291 code for a protein of 96 amino acids.